AUGGCCACCCAGCCUGGUGGCCCUCCUCCCCGUACAGCCUUGCUAGGCGAACAGAAGGCCACCGGAGCCAAGAAAGAUUACUGGGUAUGGGUAUAUAACAAGGCUUGCCUCCGUUGUAACAAGGAGAAGCUAAACUCUUCGGCUCGGGUCCGACGGCUAAAGAUGGCUUCCAAUCAGCAGAUGACCCUGAUGGAGCAAGCCAGACAAUCUGCUACAUUUGACUCGCGCAUAUUGACUCGCGUCAUCCACGACGGUGAGGCCAAUGCCUCCUCCCGACGAGCAGCUUUCCGACGUGUGGAGUCGGCUCUAGGGCUAGGGGAUACCAUGACACUACCGCAUGUCUACUCAGGGCUGGAUCGCAAGGGGUUGUACUUGGAAGGUCUUCGUCGUGGGAGAGCAAUGGUCGAUGACAUGAUGCAAUACAACCAUCGGCAUUUUGAGAACAUGACGGAGCGAUAUCAAGUUGCCAACUCAACACCAUACGGACUGAGCCUUCUGAUAUUCCGUAUGACCAUAGAGUUUCAUGGAAACGCGGAACAGAAGCAACAAUGGCUGCCUCUAAUCGAUCAAAUGACGAUCAACGGCUGUUACGCACAGACGGAACUGGGUCAUGGUAGCCAUCUCCGUGGAAUUGAGACUACGGCCAGUUUUGACGAGGAUACCGGCGAUUUUGUCAUUCAUUCGCCAACCAUCACUGCGGCCAAGUACUGGCCAGGGGGGUUGGGUUUAAGCUGCUCGCAUGCCGUUGUGGCAGCCCGAUUGCUCAUUCGUGGCAAGGAUUACGGCAUGCACUGGUUCAUCGUGCAGAUUCGCUCUCUCGAUGACUUUUCCCCUGCAGAAGGUGUUGAGCUGGGGGAUGUCGGUUUGAAAAUGGCCUAUAACGGAACCUGCAAUGGAUAUGCACGAUUCAGCCAUGUGCGGGUGCCACGCAGUAGUCUUCUGGCUGCGUACGCGCAAGUGGAUCGCGACGGGUCGUAUGUUCAGACUCUUCACGGCCAAUCAUUUCAGAAAGAACUGUACGCAGCCAUGCUCGAGGGCCGGCGAAUAAUAAUCCAGUAUGCUGCAUUUGGCCUUGCUCAGCCAUUGACUGUGGCGACACGAUACUCCGUGGUGCGGAUGCAGGGCAUGCCAAUGUUCUCAGAGCCGAACGCUCCAGAAGUGCCUGUUGUAGCCUACAAAUCUCAGCAUUAUCGCUUGCUGACGCUAAUCUCACAGGCAUAUGCCCUUAUUUUCGUUUCCAAGGAGUUUAAUGAACAGUUCGGUCAAAUCCAGAAAGAGAGAGCACAAGGCAACCUUGCCCGUCUCCCUUUCAUACAUGCGCUCAGCACCGGGUUGAAAGCCUGGGGAACGAGUACGGUGAACGCUGGAGCCGAAGAAGCGCGCAAGAUGUGCGGCGGACACGGUUAUAUGGCACUGUCUGGACUACCCGAGAUGGUAGGCGCAGCAUGUGCCACAACAACCUUUGAGGGAGAGAAUUAUCUGAUGUGGCAGCAAUUGGUGCGAUAUCUUUUCAAGCAGGCCGACGCCAUCCAGGCAGGAAGAGCAGUCGAUGCCGAUGUCGAAGAGUGCCUGCGCGACUUCGAUUCAUAUCUCUCUCAUAAGAAGACUUUCCACCUGAAAAAUCUUGCAACAGACCAGCUCUGCCAGACCGCCACGCUUCUAGCGAUGUUUCACCACCGCUUUUGCAGAGUCCAUGCGGCUGCGUACACGGAAUAUGGUCGGCGAAAGAGAUCAAUGUCCGCUGCAGAGGCAUGGAACCGUUGCCUGAUGCGUCUACUGCCUGUAGCACACGCCUACACCGAGUAUAUGGUUCUCCAGGCAUUCCAACGCCGAGUGGCCAUGCUCCGAGAGUCCGAACCAAGUGUGUUCCCAGUUCUCUCCCGCCUGUCUGAAUUAUUUGCCUUGACGAGCAUCAUCACCCCGACACAGUCGUACUAUACCACUUCUUUUACGGAAGAUGGACUGUUGUCGUCGACCCAAUUCGACCCUAUGCGAACGCGCAUCGAUCAGAUCCUCGAGGAGCUGCUUCCAGAUAUCGUGUCCCUCACGGAUGCGUGGGACUUUACCGAUGCAAGCCUGAGCAGUGCAUUGGGCUGUCGAGACGGGAACGUAUAUGAGCGACUCAUGAGCUGGACGAGGCAGCUUCCCGUCAAUACAGAGAACGUAGCGAAAGACGCAUGGGGGGUGGAAGGUGGCAUCCGAGACCUGCUCAAGAGAGGGUCGCCGCCACUGAAAUCGAUGCUAUGA
Aspergillus clavatus NRRL 1 is the source of this 2247-nucleotide messenger RNA. RefSeq names its product acyl-CoA oxidase. Gene Ontology annotation, molecular function: fatty acid binding; FAD binding; acyl-CoA oxidase activity. NCBI's taxonomy places the organism in Eukaryota, Fungi, Ascomycota, Eurotiomycetes, Eurotiales, Aspergillaceae. The record is from RefSeq and is a predicted model, not a curated record. Gene Ontology annotation, biological process: fatty acid beta-oxidation using acyl-CoA oxidase; lipid homeostasis. The transcript has 2 exons. The coding region runs from base 1 to 2247 and encodes 748 amino acids. Gene Ontology annotation, cellular component: peroxisome.